AUGGCUCCUUCAAUUCACCCCUUCAUCGACAAUGGCAUCACCAAGGGCGAUCCCAACUUCUCUGGUGGUACCAUCAGCUGCAAGUGCCCCUCCAACAAGGUCACGGUCGCCCUGAAGAGUAACGUCGCGCACAAUCACUUCUGUGGCUGCUCCAAGUGCUGGAAGCCCGCCGGUUCUCUCUUUUCCCUCGUCGGGGUCCUGCCCCGUGACAAGGUGGAGGUCCAGUCCAACGCCGACAAGCUGCACAUUAUUGACCCCUCCGCUGCCAUCCAGCGUAACGCCUGCAAGGAGUGCGGCGUUCACCUCUUCGGCCGCAUCGAGGUAGAGCACCCUUUCCACGGCCUCGACUUUGUCCACGUCGAACUCUCCGAGCAGAAGGGCUGGCAAGAGCCCCAAUUUGCUGCCUUUGUCUCCUCCAUCAUCGAGCAGGGCUUCAACCCCAAGGAAAUCGAUGCCGUGCGUGGCAAGUUCAAGGCCAACGGUCUCGAGACCUACGAUACCCUCUCCCCCGUUCUGAUGGACCUGAUUGCUACCUUCACUGCACAGAAGGCCGGCCACAAGUUCGCCAACCUGUAA
Penicillium chermesinum is the source of this 576-nucleotide messenger RNA. Its product is annotated as S-(hydroxymethyl)glutathione synthase. The record is from RefSeq and is a predicted model, not a curated record. Lineage: Eukaryota; Fungi; Ascomycota; Eurotiomycetes; Eurotiales; Aspergillaceae. Gene Ontology annotation, molecular function: zinc ion binding; S-(hydroxymethyl)glutathione synthase activity. Gene Ontology annotation, biological process: formaldehyde catabolic process. Bases 1 to 576 code for a protein of 191 amino acids. The transcript is spliced from 2 exons.